Molecule: messenger RNA, 3163 nt
Organism: Phycodurus eques (leafy seadragon)
Lineage: Eukaryota; Metazoa; Chordata; Actinopteri; Syngnathiformes; Syngnathidae
Gene: grik3
Product: glutamate ionotropic receptor kainate type subunit 3
Biological process (GO): synaptic transmission, glutamatergic; modulation of chemical synaptic transmission; monoatomic ion transport
Cellular component (GO): presynaptic membrane; postsynaptic membrane; kainate selective glutamate receptor complex
Molecular function (GO): kainate selective glutamate receptor activity; transmitter-gated monoatomic ion channel activity involved in regulation of postsynaptic membrane potential
Source: RefSeq, a predicted model, not a curated record
CAAGCGGUUCACAAUUGGCUCCGAAGUGGACGCAGACGCCGUGCACCAGUCGGUGGAGUGAGGCUUUUAUUUCGUCCCUCUCCCUGAUUUGAAUUCAAUCGAAGCUGGUUUGACACGAGAAAGAAAAGAAAAAAAACAUAUCAGGAUGCUGCAACAGCGAGUAUGAGAGGAGACUUUUAUCGCGAUGCCACUUGGGUCCUGAUGCGCAAUUCCUAAGUGCUCUUUUUGGGGGGUGGAUUUUGUUUUUCUCCCCGCACUUAAAAAAAGAAAAAGAAAAACAAGAAAGAAAAAGGAAAAAGUGGAUCGGGUGACUUUACAAGCAUGCGGCACACUUGGCGGUUUGGGACUACUUUGGAAUACUGGACGUGGCUGCAGGUUGCGUGUCUCAUGUGGAUUCAAUACUCGAGCGGGAUGCCUCACGUCAUCCGAAUCGGCGGGAUUUUCGAGCAAAUGGAGGGACCCGUCUCCCUGGUCAGCGCCGAGGAGCUGGCCUUCAAAUUUGCCGUCAACAACAUCAACAGAAACAGGACCUUACUGCCCAACACCACGCUGACGUAUGACAUACAGAGGAUUAACAUCUACGACAGCUUCGAGGCAUCUAGGAAAGCGUGCGACCAGCUGUCCCUGGGCGUGGUGGCCAUCUUCGGGCCGUCGCACAGCUCGUCGUCCAACGCCGUGCAGUCCAUCUGCAACGCGCUGGAGGUGCCCCACGUGCAGGUGCGCUGGAAGCACCACCCCAUGGACAACAGGGACACUUUCUACGCCAACCUGUACCCUGAUUACUCGUCGCUCAGCUACGCCAUCCUCGACCUGGUGCAAUUCCUCAAGUGGAAAACGGCCACCGUGGUCUAUGACGACAGUACGGGCUUGAUAAGACUGCAGGAACUGAUCAUGGCGCCUUCCAGGUACAACAUCCGGCUGAAGAUCCGACAGCUGCCGGUGGACACGCAGGACACGCGGCCCCUCCUCAAGGAGAUGAAGAAGAGCCGCGAGUUCCGCAUCAUCUUUGACUGCAGCCACCACAUGGCCGCGCAGAUCCUCAAGCAGGCCCAGACCAUGGGGAUGAUGACAGAGUACUACCACUACAUCUUCACCACUCUGGAUCUGAUGGCCAUUGAUCUGGAGCCGUAUCGCUUUUGUGGCGUCAACAUGACAGGCUUCCGCAUCCUCAACGUGGACAACCCCCUGGUCUCCUCCAUUGUGGACAAGUGGUCCACAGAAAGGCAGAUACCGCUGAAACCUGACUCGGGCCUCCUGGAGGGCAUCAUGACGACAGAUGCGGCUCUGACCUACGACGCCGUCCACAUCGUGUCGGUCUCCUACCAACACGCGCCGCAGAUGACCGUCAACUCGCUGCAGUGCCAUCGCCACAAACCCUGGCGAUUUGGCGGCCGCUUCAUGAGUUUCAUCAAAGAGUCUCACUGGGAUGGAUUGACUGGGAGACUCUCGUUCAACAAGACAACUGGAUUGCGUACAGAUUUUGACCUGGACAUCAUAAGUCUGAAGGAGGAUGGACUAGAAAAGGUCGGCAAGUGGAGUGCAUCGGGAGGGCUCAACAUCACAGAAGUGCCCAAGCGAAAAGGGAUGAACAUCACAGAUUCGCUGGCCAACCGCUCACUGGUCAUCACCACCAUCCUCGAGGAGCCAUACGUCAUGCUUAAGAAGUCUGACAAGGCACUCGUCGGGAACGACCGCUUUGAAGGCUUCUGCGUCGACUUGCUCAAGGAGCUCGCCUCCGUGCUGGGCUUCUCGUAUGAGAUCCGAUUGGUGCCCGACGGAAAGUACGGCUCCCAGGACGACAAGGGCCAGUGGAACGGCAUGAUACGCGAACUCAUUGAACACAGGGCUGACUUGGCGGUGGCUCCCCUCACUAUCACCUACAUGCGUGAGAAGGUGGUGGACUUCACAAAGCCCUUCAUGAGCAUGGGCAUCAGCAUCCUGUACCGCAAGCCAAACGCCACCAACAACGGCUUCUUCUUCUUCCUCAACCCCAUGACGCCUGACAUUUGGAUCUACAUCCUGCUGGCCUACCUGGGUGUCAGCUGCGUCCUUUUUGUCAUUGCCAGGUUCAGCCCUUACGAGUGGUAUGACGCCCACCCUUGCAACCCAGGAUCUGACGUGGUGGAGAACAACUUCACGCUGCUGAACAGCUUCUGGUUCGGAGUGGGCUCCUUGAUGCAACAAGGCUCAGAACUGAUGCCCAAGGCCCUGUCGACCAGGAUCAUUGGUGGAAUCUGGUGGUUCUUCACGCUCAUCAUCAUAUCGUCCUACACGGCCAACCUGGCGGCGUUCCUCACCGUGGAGAGGAUGGACUCCCCCAUGGAUUCUGCCGACGACAUCGCCAAGCAGACCAAGAUCGAGUAUGGCGUGGUCCGUGAUGGUGCCACCAUGACUUUCCUUAAGAAAUCAAAGGUUUCCACUUUUGAGAAGAUGUGGGCCUUCAUGAGCAGCAAGCCGAGCACGUCGCUGGUCAAGUCCCUCGAGGACGGCAUCCAGCGGGUGCUGAAGUCCGACUACGCCCUCAUUAUGGAGUCCACCACCAUCGAUUACAUCACCAGACACAACUGCAACCUUACGCAGAUGGGGGGCCUGAUCGACAGCAAAGGCUACGGAAUCGGCACUCCCCUCGGCUCGCCAUACAGGGACAAAAUCUCCAUAGCCAUCCUGAACAUCAUGGAGGACGGACGCCUACACAUGCUGAAGGAGAAGUGGUGGAGUGGGAGCAGCUGCUUGGACGACGAGCGUCGAGAGACGGGCGCCAUGGGGAUCCAGAACCUGGGCGGCAUAUUCAUCGUACUGGCAUCUGGCCUGGUGCUGUCGGUCUUUGUGGCCAUCGCCGAGUUUGUCUACAAGCUGAGGAAGACGGCGGAGAGGGAGCAGAGGUCUUUGUGCAGCGCCAUGGUGGACGAGAUCAGACUGUCGUUCACCUGCGAGAGGCGGGUGAAACACAAGCCGCAGCCCCCGGCCGCGGCGGCAGUUGUGAAGACGGAUGCGGUGAUCAACAUGCACGCUUACAACGACCGCCGUCUCCCCGGAAAGGACAACCUGAGCUGCAGCGCUGGGAUGACCCCCGUGUUCCCGUAAGUCUGCGCUCUCCGCAGGUCAAGAGCCUCCUGAGCAAUGUGUCAGGGGCGCUGCCCGAGACCAGAGACAACAGCAUCGA